GUCCGCAAGGAACAAAAAACAUUGUGUUCGUGAAUGGGAGCUGGUGAGCUCAACCACAAGGCGAGUGCAAUGAGAAACCAGGCAGACUUCAGUCGCUGGUGCUGCUGAGCACCAAUCCUCUCUCCCUCUUGUCUCUCCCCGUCUCUGUCUGCCAGCUAGGACUGAGCCUCGUGUGCGACGUGGAGACUCCUCCGGCUGCUGCUUUCAGGGCUGCUCCCCUCCCUGCUACCUCUGGCUGUGUUUGGGCUAUGGUCCUGACUGAGAAGCAGGGCAUCACCCAGAUGCGGGGAGCCGACUGUAUGGGAGGUUAAGCUUGUAAACACCAGCAUGGGAGCCAAACAGAUGAAAUGUCUCAGCUCAGCCAGCCCUGCUCACACCCCCAAAGAGGAGUAUGUUAUCACCCAGUCCACUGACACCCCUAAAGAGGAAACAGUCCACGAUCAGUCUGAGAACCAGAGGGAACCUCAGGAUGAAAAAUCUGAGCUGACAGAGAAGAAAUCUGUCACAGAGGAGGUGUCUCUCUGUGGAUUGUGUCCCUCCCUCGGGCAGGAUGCGCAGGAGGAAGAAAAGUCCUGGGAGGAGCAGCUGGAUGCCCACCAGGAGCAGCUGGAGAAGGAGAUGCAGGAGGCCAGGCGGAUGGUGUUCCGCCUACAGGCUUUGCUGCUCCAUGGCUCCCUCCCCGAGGAAGACCAGGAUGGAUCCGUGAGCUUCGGAGAUAGCCGGGCUAACGCUGAACAGCAGCUGGUUCUAAUCCGCAGUCGUCUGGACCAAAGCAUGGAGGAAGCCCUUGAUCUCAAGAGGGAACUCCUGAGGCACAAACAGGAGACGCGCCACAUUCAGGCCAUCAAGGAUGCUCUGCAGCAGCGCUUGGCAGUGCAGGAGGAUGCCGUGCUGCAGCUAAAGCAGGAGCUGCUGAGGUGCAACAUGGCCAAAGAUCAGCUGGAAGGGGAAAAUGCGGAGCUCAAACGCAAGUUGAGUGAAAGGAACAAAUUACUCAGUGAAUAUGAGCAGCAACUCGGGAGGAAGGACAGAAUACUGCAGCAACAGCAACAAAAGCUUGACGAGGCUCAGCAUAAAGCACACGAAGUCAGCCUUGGACGGUCAUUUAGGAGUGAAAGUGGUGGCUACGGUAACUCGGUGGCUUCAACAUCUCCUCCAGCAUUCAAACACAAUGCGCCGGGGGAAGAGCUGCAGCUCGUCCGGGAAGCACUACGCAGUUUGAGGGACAGUUUUUCGGGCCACGACCCCCAGCAUCACACCCUGGACACCCUGGAGCAGGGCGUGGCCAGUCUCAUGGACCGAUUGCACUCUUUGGACACCCAACGCAGACAGGACAGAGGGGAGGAAUUCAAAUCACCAGGACGCAGAGCCAACUCGACAGACCGUGACUCCUGGCCGCCGAGCUCAAAAAUGGCGCACUCCCACAGCAGCCCGGGGUUGGACACUGCCGUCUCCACUAAAGUGCUCUAUUUCACCGAUCGCUCGCUAACUCCAUUUCUGAUUAACAUCCCAAAAAGGCUGGGCGAGGUGACGCUGCGAGACUUCAAGGCUGCGGUAGACAGACAAGGCAGUUUCAGAUACCACUUCAAGGCCCUUGACCCAGAGUUUGGCACAGUGAAGGAGGAGGUGUUUCAGGAUGGAGCAGUUGUGCCCGGCUGGGAAGGGAAGAUCGUAGCGUGGGUGGAAGAGGACCACGGAGAGCGGAGGUAGAACCCAAAAAAACCAGAGAUCACCACUACAAACCUCAGUUACUCCCACUGGAACAGGAAUCCACUGAAAAAUACUUGUGAUGCCAUAACAAAGAAUAGUUCUAAUACAAUUAACUGGGACCAAUGGAGCUAAAAACCAUUUCAAUACAUCUUUUAAAAGUGAAUGUUUCAUAUAAAGAAUUUGACUUGACAUUUGGUUACUGCUCUAUUUGACGGAACGCAUAUUGACGUUGUUUGCAGCUCAUGAAUUAACAUGUGGGACUGCCAUUUAAGGGUCAGUGACGUGAUACUUGAAACUGAAUUACAAAAGAAUGUUACUUUUACAUUAAAUAACACACUCUAAGCUGUGCUCUAAAAAGCUGUAAUCACUGCAUAGUAUGCAAACCUUAAAACAAAAGUGUUUACUGACAUUUUUUUCACACGUUCCAGAUUGCCAAAUUGUGAUGUUGUUGUUCUGCAUCAAUUUUGAUGUUUUAAUAAAUUAUUGCAUGGAU
Molecule: messenger RNA, 2203 nt
Organism: Stegastes partitus (bicolor damselfish)
Lineage: Eukaryota; Metazoa; Chordata; Actinopteri; Pomacentridae
Gene: dixdc1a
Product: DIX domain containing 1a
Exons: 16
Coding region: 328-1710 (460 amino acids)
Biological process (GO): canonical Wnt signaling pathway
Cellular component (GO): cytosol
Source: RefSeq, a predicted model, not a curated record